AUGGUUCAGUCAAUAUUUUCGCAGGAAUUUAGCCCUACUAUUUUGUCUAAGAAGCCUUCUAAUAGUGAAAGCCGUCCAGCAUUCUAUAUUCUGAUAACGUUAGUGGUAUACUUGAUUAUCGUAAAGAUUAGACAACAAAAGAAAAUGGUUUCACCAGCAACGGUCCAGCAAGUUCAGUCUUUAAUUAAGCAAAGCAAGAUUUUUGUUGCAUCUAAGACAUACUGUCCAUACUGCAGAAGAGCUAAGAAGACUCUUUUUGAGGACAAAAAGAUUCCAUUGCCAGAGGCGAAGGUUUUAGAGCUAGACAUCAUGGGACAAGAAGGUGUCGAUAUUCAGGCCGCCUUAUUGGAAUUAUCAGGACAAAGAACUGUUCCUAAUAUUUACAUUGGUGGGAAACAUAUUGGAGGCAACAGUGAGUUACAGGCAUUAGAAAGCUCUGGUGAAUUGGAUGGCUUAUUGAAGGAAGUUUUAAAUUGA
This is a messenger RNA of Eremothecium cymbalariae DBVPG#7215, 477 nucleotides long. It is a transcript of the gene GRX1, whose product is annotated as dithiol glutaredoxin GRX1. Gene Ontology annotation, cellular component: cytoplasm; nucleus. The record is from RefSeq and is a predicted model, not a curated record. The transcript has a single exon. NCBI's taxonomy places the organism in Eukaryota, Fungi, Ascomycota, Saccharomycetes, Saccharomycetales, Saccharomycetaceae. Gene Ontology annotation, biological process: cellular response to oxidative stress. Gene Ontology annotation, molecular function: glutathione disulfide oxidoreductase activity. Bases 1 to 477 code for a protein of 158 amino acids.